CUAGGUGUCGUCCCGACAUGUCGGGCUCCACGGACUUCACCCUGUGGGGCCUCGCAGAAGAAGGGUCGGCAACCUAUAAGUUCGCGCUCCUGCCGCCGCAGCAUAAGCGGGCAUGCUUGACGCCUGUCAUGCUCUGCUCCAACAAUUCGGGCGAGGAGGCCUUUGUCACGACGAUAUUUGACGAGGAUGGCACCAACGAGCUCGACCAAGAGCGCGGGCGGCAGAGCGCAAGCGAGCGGCUGGGCGCAGCUCGGGUCUCACCCUCCCGCCAGGUCGUGUCCUCGACUGCAUCGUGGCCGGGCAAGAAGGGCGUGCGCGAGGAGCGCCGCUCCAACGACUCCGUCAUGGCGGCAGUGAUCGACUAGAUCGGCGCAUCAGGCAGAGCCCGCCCCGGACCAGGCCGAUGCGCUUUAGAUGAUCGCACGUGUCGGUGCACUGCGGUGCGUUUUGUGCAUUGUGGUUGGGCGCCGCGUUUGCUGUGCAGUUAGUCCCAAGAGGUCGGCCGCAGGAGCUAGCCUCGCGAUGUGACACCGUGUCUGAUGGCUCUCGUUGUUAGUUAGUGCCGUAUACUAGAGAG
Messenger RNA from Emiliania huxleyi CCMP1516, 577 nucleotides. RefSeq lists its product as hypothetical. The annotation marks the transcript as partial. The transcript has a single exon. The record is from RefSeq and is a predicted model, not a curated record. Lineage: Eukaryota; Haptophyta; Isochrysidales; Noelaerhabdaceae.